Strongylocentrotus purpuratus (purple sea urchin) is the source of this 2773-nucleotide messenger RNA. RefSeq names its product activating signal cointegrator 1 complex subunit 2 (gene ascc2). Gene Ontology annotation, biological process: regulation of DNA-templated transcription. Gene Ontology annotation, molecular function: ubiquitin binding. The record is from RefSeq and is a predicted model, not a curated record. NCBI's taxonomy places the organism in Eukaryota, Metazoa, Echinodermata, Echinoidea, Camarodonta, Strongylocentrotidae. The transcript has 18 exons. Bases 314 to 2773 code for a protein of 819 amino acids.
UUAAAAACAUAAGAAAUUAAAAAUAGUUCAUCAUCAACACAUUUUCUUGAGAAAUCGUUACCAACCUGCUCAUUUCUUCCUCAAUCGACUUCAUCUUGACGCCGGAGUUGGACGACAUUUUGAUUCAAUGAAUUCAUGACGUCACGAAUUGCUAGCUGAAAUUUCGAGAAAUUGCGCAAGAAAGGAACGAACACUGCUCGGGAAUCCUUAAAAAGAAGGUGCUCUUCAUUUUCAUUUCAGUGACGCAUUUGAUCUCCGAAUCAUCAACGAUCCUGCAGACUUACCAAUUUGAAGAGAUCAAGUGAGAAGGAUUAUGGGAAAGGAUGACCCAGUCCCCUUGGAGAAAAGGACACUGUCCGUCACAAAUAGAGAUGGCUCCAAGAUGGAUCGACCUGCCUUGGAUGAGUUCUGGUUGGAGCAAGUGAACUUUGUGAAGUAUGCCCCGCCCCCAGACCCUGGGGAUGGGGUGGGGCUAGAGGAGUGGGAGGAGAGGUUAAAGUUCAUGGAAGAAGAUCUCCAAUGGCUCCUCAAGUUACCCCAUCAUAAAUUCUGGAGUCAGGUCGUGAAUGAUGUAAGCCUCCAACAGAGUUUGGAAUCUUAUCUACAAGAUGCUCCCAGAUCACAUGACCCAAGUAAAGCUAUCCCACCAGCCAUUGCCAGUCGUCAGAAGUCGGUCCAUCGGUUAGUGUUUAUGGCUUUCUUGCGAAUGUCUACCUACAAGGAAACAAAGGAUCAUUUCAUCACACCCAGUGUGUUUGGAGACCUCAUCUACAACAACUUCGUCUUCGACAUGGCCAAGAUCAUGGACCUGUGCGUCAUCUACGGAGGGGGAAACAGCGCCCUCUUGAGCAAGAUGCUGGACAACAUCUUCACACAUCAGCCUCAGUAUCAGAAUGACCUGGAAGUUGUUGUAGACACGACCUUGACAGUGCUGAUGAUGAUCCUCAAGAAAUGUGGUUUUGAUGGAAGUGCCACACCUCAACUGCUGGGAGAAGCUGGACAGCAACCAAUCAGCAACCAGGAUUUGUAUGAUGUCAUCUUGUACAUGGCUGACUCCGCCCAGACGCUGCUAGCCUUUCUUCAAGUCUACCCAGCGGCCUGCCAGAUGUUCUAUCGGAAAGGGGCCAUACAGAAGAUAGCGUCUUUCUAUGAAAUCCUCAUGCCUGAACUUCUGGACUUCAUUAUGGAAAGGGAUUGGGAGACAGAGAGUGUGAAAGACACCCUGAAGAAGCACCUUGUGAUAGCACAGUCGGGCCUUGUUCACACUUGUGUUUUAAUCCUGAAUAUUUGCUGUGUUCAGCCAAUCCUUGCCAAAAGUGGGAGUGAUGAAGUUUCAAGUCAUAUUGAGAGCUACCUUGAAGUCUUGGCAUCCCUCCUGACGGAUAAACUCUUCCUAGCUACGAUCUGCAACCAUUCCAACAUCCAAGAUGACAUCGAUAUGAUAGUACAGAGCUCGCACCAAGUGGAUGAGACGAGGACUAAGUUCAUUCAGGAUGGAAUGCAUGAAGCUUUGUCUCUCUAUGGGUGCAAGAACCCACGUAAGCCUCCCACCCCUAAGAGCGCUACCACACCCCGGGCGGGUGCCUCUCCUAAGGGCAACCAGAGUCUGGACGUGCUGGUGGCUGCACCUGAAGAUUACCAAACGGAUGUAUAUCUAGAAGAUCAGGUCGCUUCAGCAUCAGCUACUGCCUCUCCUGCCUUAAAGACUGGUGUUGAACUCGAAUCACUGAUAAGUGGUGUGAGGGACCUACUGCCAGACUUGGGAGAAGGGUUCAUAAUCGCUUGUCUGGAGGAGUACAACUAUGACAGUGCCCAAGUCAUCAAUGACAUCCUGGAGGAUAAACUCCUUGAAUCUCUGCAAGGAUUGGAUAGAACCAUGAAGAGGACAAAGCCUAAGGCUGCUCCCCCUGAAGACCUUCUCUCUCAGAGGGCUAACGUCUAUGAUAACGAUGAGUUUGAUGUCUUCUCGAAGGACAAAGUGGACAGGACUAAAGUUCAGAAAGGAAAGAGGAAAGAGGAGAGCGCCAAGGCCGUACUCGCCGACAAAUCCACCGUCCAAGAGAUGAAGAAAUCUUAUGAGCAGUAUUACGAGGUCAGCUAUGAUGAUGAAUAUGAUGACGAGUACGAUGACACCUAUGAUACCAUCAAUGUUGGAGCUGGCGAUGCUGACUCGGCGGAUGAGCUACAGACCAGAAGACCAUUCACCAUGCCAAGAGUUCUAGCCGCUGUUCAAGCAAAGAACAAUGAAGAUGAAUUAGAAGAUGACGAUGAGGAGGAGGAUGAUGAAGAGAAGAGUCAAGAUGCGAGGAGAACUCAAGAUAGCAGAGCAUCAGAGAGACCAAGAGCCGGGUCAGGUCGUGACCCCCAUCAGCCCCAACUCAAGGGUCAGCCGUCACGAGGGGGCAGGGGUGGAGGGAGAGGGCAAGGAGGGGGAGGUAGAGGAAGAGGGGGAGGUAGGGGUGGGGGCGGAAGCGGCAGAGGGGGAGGGAGCGGAAGAGGUGGAGGGAGUGGGAGAGGAGGGGGUGGAGGUAGAGGGGGAGGGAGUGCCAGUGGAGGUAGAGGAGGAGGGAGUGGAGGAAAGGGAGGUGGAUCGGGAGGAGGAGGAGGAGGAGGAGGAGGAGGAGGAGGAGGAGGACAAGGUCAAGGAAGGACGGAGCAAGAGGGGAGGUCAAGAGCAAAGAAUGAAAGAAACAAAUCAUCAAGAGGCAAUCAUAACAGAAAAACAAUGGCCGACAAGAAGCGAUCAAAAGGAAUGGGACCAUUGCCUAGCUAA